Dimorphilus gyrociliatus is the source of this 2576-nucleotide messenger RNA. The record is from the annotation of a GenBank genome assembly. Lineage: Eukaryota; Metazoa; Annelida; Polychaeta; Dinophilidae.
AAAUAUUUGUCGAAAAUAUCGCCCACUUGAAACCAGCCUUAGCGAAAUGGACAGAAGAGAAUCUAAGCGUGCUUACGGACGGAAAUUUCAUGCACUCUCCAACUAUACGAUUAAGUUUGAAUUUUUGGGUUGCAAUUAAUCUUCUCGCUUAUUAUAACGUGUACGGCAUCGAUAUGAAAUUAUUGCCACCCAUUGAGGCGGGCGCCAUUCCAAAUCUGUUUGUCGAAAUAUCGAAUGAAAAUCCUUCGUUGUUGACGACUGCAGCUCUCUGUGCAGAGGGAAUCGACGAAAGUUUAUACAAUAAUUUCCUAUCGUUUCUAUGUAGGAGAGGUGGUGUGAAAGGUCAAUUCAUUAUUUUUCGAAGCAAACACCUGACGUUCAGUCAUAUUUCUGUUAAGGAGAUUGAAGCAUUUGGACAGUAUCUAAGACCUUCCAAUAUCAAUAAUACUAACAUACUUUUGCACAAGCCAACAUGGUCAUCUAGCAGCCAGGAAAUCCAAACCGAGAGUUUCGGGGCGACAGACGGAUCCUAUAGGUCUUAUUAUCUGUCGACCAACCACAACCAUCCUUGGCUUAGGGUGGAUAUGCUUAAAACUUAUAAAGUUUUUACGAUAGCCAUACAAAAUAGAGAUCCUCUUUGUAAGUAAAAUAACGGCGUAAAUUUAUCAAUUGGUUCUUUCCGCCAAUAAAACUUUCUUCCUUUCAACUAUUAUUUAAUAGCUGAAAAUAGAAAUCUUAAAAUAAUCGGAUUAAUAUCGGAUUAUCAGCAUUUCAACAUUCACCAGAGUGAUAUGUAUUCCAAAAAGUGCUUUGAAAAUCAACACCCAUUCGAGAGUGGUGAAUACAGAGCUUGGAAUUGUAUGCAUCCAACUCCUGUUGGUCGAUACGCCAUUGUCUAUUUACCUUUACAAGAAUCUUUCUCCAUUUUUCAAAUGGAAGCAUACGGAGAAGAAAUUGCUAAUGAUGAUCUCUCUCCUCUCCCAAUAAUCAAAGCUGAUAGAAAUUCAGACAACGGUAGCUUUGACGAUAGAGACGCCGAACAGCAGUAUUCUAUUAAAGCUGUCGAUCAAUUGCCGUUCAACGUUGAUUGGCAACAAGUCUAUUUCUCAUGUACUGGAAACUUUAAGGAUAACCAUCAGGAAGGAAGAUUUACUAUCUAUCUAGAUAAUGUCUACCUUGUUCGACAGAUUGUUCUUCUCUCCCUCCUUCCAUUCAAUACAAACAACUUUGAAGAUGUACAAAUUGCAGUUGAAAACUCAUUUAUGCAACCGCAAAGGCAAUUUUGCCAUCUAGCAACAACGGUAAGAAGAGAGCAUGAAUUAUACAAUUGUAGUUUAAUUGGUGAUAGAAUAUCCUUUUACAAAAUCGAUGGAACAAACAAGAUACGUCUGUGCGAAGUUUACGUUCUUGGUAAAAAGCAAGCCUACAAUUCGGUCGGUAUGUACUGCAUACUGUAGAAAAUUCUGUUAUAUUGUCAUGGUUAAUUGUUGCCUUUUCCUCUCUCUCUCUCUCUCUCUCUCUCCCUCUUAGAUUUGGGCACUGUAGAAAAUGCAACAAUGAUAUUCUCAAUGGAAGGGUCUACACCUCAUAUGAAUUCAUUUUGUGAUUAUAGCACAAAUGAACUUUUCUUCCAAUUGAAAGUUUAUCAUAAAUUGAACGGUGUCGGCUUUACACUAAUGGAAACAAAGAGUUUUACAUCCGACAAAGGUCUUCAGAUUUUUGGUAUUAAUGAAAAACAAGAGUAUAUUCUCUGCUCGCAAUUUCGAAAUCUUUUGAAAAUUACCUCUCCAACACCAUUUACAUUUCCCUGUUCAAGUGAAAUCAUAGCGAAAUAUGUGAGAAUCUUCUCGUCUAGCGGAUCCUUCAGAGCUUGCAAUUAUUAUGUAAUAAGUAAACAAGUGGUGAAUAAUCUUAUAGUUAACUAUCGACUGGAACAAGGAGCCUCGUCAAUUAUUCCAUCUCUUAUCUAUGCAACAGAAACUAAUCUCAGCCUUCUCGACUGCUACAAAUCCUGUAUAAAAGAUGACAAAUGCGAAUCUUUCGCUUAUUCAACAGAAUCCAAGGCCUGCAUGUCCAGCAAAUUUGAAAUUCUAUCAGAAGCUAGAGAUCAUUUAACAACGUCCACUAGCCUUUCUUAUAGCGUAAUGUAUAAAAAAUACGUUGUUCUGUCGCUCGUCUGCAAUGGAAACUGAUAAGAAGCAAAUAGACAAAGUUGUUAUGCACUAUACAAUAUCUACCAUAUCAUUUAAAUAAUUUAAUAAAGUCAACCGUAAAAAUUGACUAGUUUCUAUUCUGUUCAGGAUGAAUUGACUACUUUCCGAUCCGUUAUCCAUGCUUCUAUCACUUUAUAUACCAUUGAUUAGAAUGUUGCGAGUCGUAAAUAUAGGUCAGUGACUGUAGACUGAUAGCCUACAAUUUCCAUUAUCCAACUUAAAGGUUAUAAAGAAGAAGUUGUUGAAUUUAAUUUCCACCUUUCUCUUUUUACCAAUAAUUCAUUCUGAUUGAAAUUGUGACAGAGCUGUAGUCACGUGACAACGACUAUUUUAACGUGGCUACCGCAACGAAAGAGAAAAGUG